AUGAAGGACUAUCUCUCCUGGAGACUAAACUAUAAAAGGAGAAAGAUGGAAGGGCUUGAGAUAGAGCUGAGAUUAACAGCAGAGAGACACAAGACAACCAAGCAGAUUUCCAGAGAGAAGAAAAGGUUGAAGUAUUCAGCAGAAAGGAUUGACUAUGGACAUCAGAUUGUUGGCUUUGCUGGUUUCUCUGGUGGCAGUGGGUGGACGUCCACACAGGAGACUGUGCCCUUUGUUCCAGCACUCAUCCAUGUCUACCUCCGAAGUGAACAAAAGAAAAUAUCCGGUGAUGGAGUGAGAUGUUACACCACCAUGACUGGACACAAGACAUCUAUAUGUGACCUCAAGCCAAGUGACCGCCUGAUCCUGACCCUGGAACGAGUGUCGCUGACGCUGGACGUCCUGACUAAUAUGUCUACCUCUGACACUGUAACAAAUUCCAUGAAGGCUUUCCUUAAAUUGAGGGACCAGCUGAUAAUCUGUAGAGAGUUGCCUGAAUACAGUGAUCCUGCCUCUGAGCAGCUGGAGCCGUGGCUGAGUCAUCUCCAAGAUUUCAAAGACAAGGCCUCCCCUCGAUGUGUCCAGGACGCUGUUGUGCUCAACCUCAUCUCAUUAAGGAUGCAAAAUGUGAUGUGUCCAAGUGAUUCCUAG
Bufo gargarizans (Asiatic toad) is the source of this 648-nucleotide messenger RNA. RefSeq names its product interferon lambda-3-like. Gene Ontology annotation, molecular function: cytokine activity. Lineage: Eukaryota; Metazoa; Chordata; Amphibia; Anura; Bufonidae. Gene Ontology annotation, biological process: innate immune response; defense response to virus; cell surface receptor signaling pathway via JAK-STAT. The coding region runs from base 1 to 648 and encodes 215 amino acids. The transcript has 6 exons. The record is from RefSeq and is a predicted model, not a curated record.